CUAGCCGUCAUCGCGCGCUUUUCAUCCCCGGCGUGAUCAACCUCGACAGCGCACCAGCCGAACGUUUUUAACGGCGCUGCGCACACCGGUGUCGCAGGCAGCGCGGGGAUAGCGCAGGCGCGCUGCAGAUCCUGGAGGUUUUGGCGGGUGCCUGUGUGCUAGCUUCACCGGGGCGGUUGUAGGAGGUGAGGCAGAAGUUUUGAAGAGCGCAACCAAAGAUCAUAGCAGCAGUAACGCCAUGUCCACAAACAGCACAGAGGGCUCACAUUCCCCAUCCCCAGCUGCCCUGAAUGCACCACGGUACGGCACCAUGGUACCCAAGCGCAUAUUUGUUGGGGGAAUCUCUGCAAAUACCACAGAAUCUGAACUCCAUGAGCUCUUCUCACACUACGGAGUGGUGACUAAUGCAAAGAUCAUACUUGACAGAGCUGGUGUGUCCAAAGGGUAUGGAUUCGUGACAUUUGACACUGAAGAGGAUGCCCAGAGGGCACAGGCAUCAGGAAAUAACAUUAUGCUUAGGGACCGCAGACUGAACAUUGCCCCAGCAAUAAAAAAGCAGCCAUUUUCAAGGGCGUAUGACCCAGCCCAGUCAGUCCAGCCAGGGACGAUUCUGUACCAAAACGGGGUUCCUUACAUGUACCAUAAUGGCACUGCAUUCUUUCAUCCUGAUGCUCUCACAUAUCAGUAUUCGCCCACGGCAGCUACUCAGACUUCUACUGCAGCUGUUGCUGCAACCAACACAGCUGCAUCCGGAUACCCUGUUGUGUAUCAGCCAUCUGUCUACUACCCACAGCAGACCUUCCAGUACCCGAAUGUGUGGAGUGCAGCUAAUGGACAAUGGAGAUGGGGCCCACCUGCUACAAGCCAUCCUGCCACUUCACACCCUGCAUAUCUCUAUCCAACACACUUGCUUAGCCUUGGUGGUGGUGGUGGUGGUAGUCCAGCUUCAGCUGAAGUUCAAGAGUACCAAGACCCAGCCAUCGUGGAGACUGGCUCUGAGGUAGGUGCCGCCGUGACACCAAGCACACCGAUGCGCAAGCAAGACGACAGCGGUGGCACCCCGACCCCCUCCUCUCUUCUGGCCUCUCCCUCUACAGCAGCGUCGUUGGGCAGCUUCUGGACAAAGGGCCCUUCCAGCCCCUCCGUCCAGCAUGCAACCAGCUCUGGCAAUGAGGGCACUUCCCCCACCCAAAGUUCGCUUCUGGGAGCCAACUCCCCGAUACAGACCCCGCGUCGCCCACGUGAGCUGGCGCCUAGGCAGCGGCGCUACACCGCGCCACCUGAAGCCCUCCUCUCCCUCGAGGAGUAUACCAAAGGUAGUGAACGGGAUCUCCCUGAUGGCCAACCCCAGCACAGUGAGCCUAGCAAGCGUCCAGGCUCUGGGGCAACCUGGCGGGACUGCCUCUUCGGUACUCCUCCCACUCCCUGCACCACCCGCUCCCAGUGCCCCUGAAGACCCGCCUUCAGCACCACGCUCCUCUUCUCCCUGCUAAUGGGAUGUCGAGCUCAUCCUCUCUAUCUCUUCCACCACCACUUCUUGCCUCGCAGAUCUGUUAGAUGCCUCAUUUGAAACCUGAAGUGUGCCAACUGCCUGCUUUAUUUUUUUGCUCUCCAGUUGGCAGUCCUCAUAGGUUUCCUCUGCCUUUCUACCUGGCAUUUCUGCAUAUCUGUGAACAUCUCCAGACUGUGUCUGCAGGUUUUUUUGCUUGCACAGGCCAGUCAAACUUGUUUCAACCCUUUGGGCAUCUCAUCUUACCUUGGGCCAGUUCUGCUUAGUGUGCCUUAGUGGGCUUUUCAGAAUGUGCAAAUGUUGCGCAGAUUAUUGGGUGACACUCUGCCUGAAAUGUUCAGUGCUCAGCAAAGUGCCUUUUCUUCAUUCUGCCAAAGUUAAAAACAUACAUCUCUUGCUCAGCAUACUUUUGUACCUGCAAAACAAUUGUAAUUCUUCUGCCAAGUCUCACUAUACGGAUUUUUUAUUUACCUGUUGCUCAGAUCACAAUUCUGCCUCUUUAGUUAAAUUGCAUCAAUAGGUAAGCAUUACUUGGUAUGAAAAAUAGCAUCACACAACUAGCUAAUGAACAAAUUCAACUGACGAAUAUUUUCAUUACUUAAAAACACGUUUCACUUGUGGUGUUGAGGAUGGUCAGUGUUCAAGGGCUGGCCAGUUAAUAAAAAUUAUGAAUCUAGCCACGAUCUGGACAUACUUCCUCAAAUGUGCCUUAAGAUGUAUUCGUAUUCCAUAUAAUUAAAGGGUUACAGUGUAAAAGAAAAUGGUCUGGGAAAAUUUUGUUAAAUUUGGUGCACAUUUUCGGGCACCAAAAUAUACAAAAUGCAUAUUUGAAUAUUGAUUGUAGUCUAAAAAAUUCAUGCCAUUUGGUAAUUUCUCUGAAGAAUGACUGGCUUAAAUCCUGCAACUGCCAUGUGGGCGCUGCAGUAUUCAUUGGAAGAUUUGGUAUGUGCAGUUAUGUUAAUUUGUUAAGUAGCACAUGGAGAUCUGCUGUGCAUAUUAUGACUGACGAGGCACAAUUGUGUUGCCUGCCACUGGUCAAAUUUUUUAAAAUCUGCACACCCUUUAAAAAAAGGGGAGGGCAGGUGAUAUGUGCCACUGUUAGCACGUACGGUUGACUGACAUGCUGUUGAACUGCUCUUUCACAAAGUUUGUGCAGUGAUGUUCUGCAUUACACUGCAGCCACAAUUUUAGGUGUAGUUAUUGUAAUGCCAAAAGUCUUGUUGAAUGCUACUUGUGGAAACUAGUAGCGGUAUAUAAAGCUGAAACGUUUCAAAAGCCUUUGUUAUAGCACUAGCAUUGAUCAAAGGGUGAAUCUGCAUCCAUAUGGAAGCUUACUUUUAAAACAGAAAAAAAAAAAUGCUGUCUAGCAAGCUUUUACCUUUCUUGCACCUGCUUCUCCUCAAGUGUCUGGGGUCGCAUUGGCUCUAGGUAUUUUGGAAUGCGUGUUCUUUGCAGUCGUAUUUCAGCAGCACCACUCAACUAUUUAUUUCAACUACAGUUUCACUGUUCAAGAUGUGGAACACAUAUCAGUGUUGAACAAAUAAGCUACUGAAAUGACGCACACUGUUCUUCUAAAUAUCACACACCCUCUGUGGCUGUGGCAUUUGUCUUGUUUUUGUAAAUGUUCUCUCACACUUAGAUGAAUGUGCUGCACUUAGCUUGCAGCAGCUGGCGAAAAGCUUGGCAUUUGCACAUAUGCAUUACAGCUCGCCAGCAAGAUCUGUAGUUUAAGAUGUAUGUCCACAUUCAGCAGGUUUGCAAAAUUUUCAUGCGCACUGGUGCUAGCGACAUGGUUCGUUUCCUCGACAUGGUGGCAAAGACAUCUUACUGAGCAUCUGACCAUUCUGAGCUUCGAAUGAAAUUCGCAGCUUAUUAUUCUCGGAUCAUCAACAACGCACAAAUUACGAGCAUUUAAGCUUUCUUUCUGCAAGUAACCUACUUUUGCACAACCAUAGAACAUGAAGCAUCACUCAAUACAAUGCUAUUCAUAGCUGUUGUAGAAAAUCUGUUUUAAACAUGUGCCGCACAAUGUUCCACUGCUUUCUUUCUUUUUCUUUCUUUCUUCACAUGAAGUGCAGCUUGGGAGCUUGUCAGAAUUAGUCCAGGCAAUAUACUUAAAAGAACACAAUGUUUAACCUAAAAGUGUGAAGGUCUCUUCUCUUCUUUUGCAAGUUUUAAGACUUGCUUUGAAGGGAUUUCAAAGUCAAAGUGGCAUACAGGGAACUUAUUUACCCAUAUUUCAUGUGUGUAUCCAAACUGUUGUUUUUUACUCUGUCCGUGAUCGGUUUCCUUCUUUAGAGGCUCACACAGUACAUCUGUGCCUGUGAUUAUGGCGUGCAGCAUCACUCACUGACUCAGUUGCUGUUUGCGUCUACUCUUUCUGUUACUGUGGUGCCAGAAAGUUAGCAUAAACUGUACAGUUGCAAGUAUCGUUCACGGCAGAUUGUGAUACUGUUUGCCUCAUGUGCAGGUAUGUUUGUGUAGCUUUUUUUUUUAUGCAGUACAAAAGAAUAUAUUUUAAAAAAGACUGUGAUUGACAGCUAGUCCAUUCGCGUGUCAUAUAGCUAUUAAAAAAUUAUUGUGGUAGUCUACUGAUGACUGCGUCAAGUAGCCUUGGAAGUGAGCAAGCGGAUGCAAGGGGCAGAACCCACAGAGUACAUCAAGAACAAUGCAACUUGUCCACAGUGCAAUUAUUUCUAGAAGGAUCACCUUCGCUCUAUGUGCAAUUGUCACUGUACGCACACAUGGAGUGCUGUACACAUAGUUGGUUUGUAUUUUUUGCGAGGAUAGGCUUGUGUGUUGUGCAGAGAAGCAGCGGCCACACAGUCAAAUGCCUCUCUCGUGUUAAGAAAAGCCAAAGAAAGGUGGUGCGCGAAUGUGUGCAAUGUUUGUAUGACUUUUUUUUUUUCCUUGCCGUCCCACGUGUGUUGUCUUUUGUUUCAACCAUGUAUGUGUGCCAAGUGUCCAUAGAAUAUUAUUCCAUCAGUUUGUGCUGGUCAUGAAAAGUAUGCGAAAGAAAAGACUGGUCAUGAUCUCAGGUUUUUGCCGGAAGUGGAAGUGCUGUUUCUCGGCUGAUUUUCUUGCACAUGUACUCAAGUGCAAAUGUUUUGCAAGUUUUUUUCCCUGAAUUUCAUGCAGUUUUUUUCUUCUGUGAGGCAGAACAAGCGACUUCUCAUGUAUGAAAGAUGUUCCAGCAUUGUAUUGUGCUGAUUACGUUUUCCUCAUGCCAAAUAUUUUUAUUCGUACAGAAAAAGGAAUAGAGCAUUUUUUUAUCUAGCAUUUUUAUACAGGUGCUUUUU
Dermacentor silvarum is the source of this 4809-nucleotide messenger RNA. Its product is annotated as protein boule-like. The transcript has 12 exons. Gene Ontology annotation, molecular function: RNA binding. NCBI's taxonomy places the organism in Eukaryota, Metazoa, Arthropoda, Arachnida, Ixodida, Ixodidae. Bases 239 to 1453 code for a protein of 404 amino acids. The record is from RefSeq and is a predicted model, not a curated record.